AUGAUGGAUAUUCCGCUGCUUUACCCGCACGAAGUGUUGCAUUAUGUCCACUCGGUCGUUGGCCUGACUGUCGACAAGAACGUUGUUCGUCGUUAUUGGCAGUUCGCUGCAGCCAAAGGACUUGGUUGGGCUACAAAGCAAACAAAUUGGCAAGCAAUUCCGAUUGGGUUAUACGCUGACGAGACAAAGUAUGGCCUCCAUGAAUCACAAGAGAAGGUGCUCGGCAUAUUUCUGAAUUUGGUUUUGUUCAGACCUCGAAGCAUACGUUUGAGCAGGUUUCUGAUCUGUGCAUUCCGUACGACAAAGUUGAUGCUGCCCGGCAACAGAACACUUCUUCCAAUUUUUGAUCGUAUUGUUUGGUCUCUGGGUUGGGCCAGCAGGGGUGUCUUCCCUGAUCGGGGGAUGCAUGGAGAGCCUUUGGCGCCAGAGCAAGCGCAGAAUGCGGGCAAGCAGUUGGGAGGUGAAUUUUUCGUGACGGAGCUAAGAGGGGAUCUGGCGUGGCACAAACUGAUUUGGGGAUUUCCUGAUGGUUGGAAGUCCACACGAGUUUGUUUCUUUUGCAAUGCUACACAGACCGGUCGCAAUCAGCAGAUGCUUUACACCAGCACGGGAGAACAAGCGCCGUGGAGAGCGACUAUCUACCGAGAUGUUCUGACUUGGAUGAUUGACAAGGUGCCUUUGGACAGCUUGUGUCCGUUGAUACUUCUUCCGAACUUCGACAUUGACGUCAUCCGUAUGUGCUCGAUGCACAACCUCAACCUGGGGUUGGUGUUCAUCGCCAACGGUUCAAGCUUGUGCUUGGGCUUUAACUUCGGCAUUCCUGUAUUCCGGGUCUGA
Molecule: messenger RNA, 837 nt
Organism: Symbiodinium sp. CCMP2592
Lineage: Eukaryota; Dinophyceae; Suessiales; Symbiodiniaceae
Source: the annotation of a GenBank genome assembly